Molecule: messenger RNA, 3024 nt
Organism: Cadophora gregata
Lineage: Eukaryota; Fungi; Ascomycota; Leotiomycetes; Helotiales; Ploettnerulaceae
Exons: 4
Coding region: 901-2502 (533 amino acids)
Source: RefSeq, a predicted model, not a curated record
UACCUACCCUUCUCCUCCACCUCACCGUCGCUCGUCGCUCCCAACUCUCACCCCCAACCCCACACAUUCAUUGAUUUCAUUCCUUUGAGUCUUGUCCUGUCUUGUGCUGUCUUGUGACCCAGUGCACACGCACGCACGCACGCAUCCACGUUCUUUUCACUCGAUACAUACAUAACCUUUCGCUCUUUUAGACUUUGGACCCGACAGGAAGACAGACAGAAAUACCAACGACUCCUUGACUACUGAUAACAUCUAUUCGUUCGUGGCCUGGCACACGAUAAAACAAACAGAUCUCGUACGUUCUUUAGACUGGGUUGCGACGCAUCGACUGCAUUUGGAAGGGAAGAGAAUCAGAUUUUGGACGACGAAGAAACAUCUACAGAAAGACUUUGAAGCGACUUAGGAGAGAAGAUUGAAGGAAAUUUUCAAAGCGUACUGGACUACUGCGACACUGGAAAGUCGGAAAUUUGGAUUAUCGCUGUUGGCAAGGAUUGACGGAUCAGGGUGAAUUUUGACGACAUCCAUAUUGGAAGGAAAGACUGUCGGCAACCUUGUGGAUAUCGACGACACGACGACGUCAUUUAAUUCAAUCUUGAUAAGAUUACCGAAUCGGUCUUUCAUUUGAAAAUUCAAAAUCAGGCAGCCUCGUCGCCGACCCCGCUAGCGAGCCACAACAUACAAACCGAUAAAGCGAUAAAUAAUCUCGCGCUGACGACCUCUUUCGAACUUUUUCUCACCACAACAAAAAAAAAUCCUCGAAAAGUUUGAUUAUUCAGUCUUUUCACUCACGCACUCUCUCGAUCUCCACGGUAGAUCGAUCAGUCAUCAAUCAUCAAAUCAUCUAUUCUUCAUUCAAGCAUACGCUUUUAUCCGUUCGAUUGCUCGCUUCGGUCAGUCAAAAUGCGCGGUUCUAGCAACUCUCCGGUCUUGAAGGCCGCCUUGGUUUCAUUCCUUGCUGUUGGUCAGGUCAGUGCUUUCUGGCGCAUGCCAUGUCGCUCGACGACCGGUGUUGCGAGAAUUGAUCCUUUGGUUACGAAUGGUUCGAUUGCUGAGCACGUCCAUGCUAUUCAUGGCUCUGGUGGCUUUGGUAUCUCUGCGGGUUACGAUGCGCUCAUUGGUGCGGACUGUACUAGUUGUGAGGUCUCUCAGGACAAGUCUGUCUACUGGCAUCCAGCUCUCUACUUCCAAGGUGAUGAUGGAAAGUACACUUUGGUUCCACAGGUUGGCGGUAUGCUUGCAUACUACCUCCUCUACCCCAACGCAGGAAACACCUCCCUCUCCGCCUUCCCCGCUGGCUUCGAAAUGAUCGCAGGCGACACCAACCAGCGCAACUUCACCUACCCCGUCCCCGACGUCGAGAAAUCCCUCUGGUUCGGCGAAUUCGCUGAGCAGCCCUUCCUCCGCCAAGCCGCUCUGGGAUUCAACUGUCUCAACUACGGCAAGACCCCCGAAGGUUCCCUCUACCGCCAUUUCCUCCCAGACAAGGCUUACCUCGACGCCAACUGCGUAGAUGGUGUCCGAUUCGAGCUGAUGUUCCCAAGUUGCUGGAAUGGAAAGGAUCGUACCAGCGAGGAUAAGAAGAGCCAUGUUGCGUACCCGAGUCAGGUCAUGACUGGGGAGUGUCCUAAGGGUUUCCCGGAGCGUCUUCCUUCGCUGUUCUAUGAGACUAUUUGGGCUACCAACUCGUUCAAGGGCAAGAAUGGAAAGUUCAUCAUCUCGAACGGUGACCCAACUGGCUACGGCUACCACGGCGACUUCAUGAUGGGCUGGGACCACGACUUCCUCCAAUCGGCCGUCAACCAAUGCACCAACCUCAGCGGCAAAAUCGAAGACUGCCCCCUCUUCCACAUCCAAUCCGAAUCCGAGUUCUCCUCCUGCUCGCUGUCCCUUCCCCCCUCAAUAGCCAAGGAAAACGUCGCCUCGGGCCUGCCCAACAUCCCCGGAAACCCCAUGAUCGCCAACGGCCCAGGCUACGCCGUAGGCGCCACAGCCGGCGGCGCAAUGCCCACCAACAACGGCGGCACGAGUGGCACCGUCGUCCAACCUACACUGAGCUAUGCCCCCGGCGUGAGUCUCGCUUCUAGUGAGACGUACGUCCCUGGUGCGAUCUUUGCGCAGAAAGCUACGCCUUCACCUGCUCCUGCACCUGCUGUGGAGGCUAAACUCGAUUCCGGUUUCUCAGCUGCGGCCGUUGCGGAGCCUGUUGUCGCUCCAACUCCUUCUCCAUCUCCAAGUCCCGUUCAGCCAACUACACUGAUCACCACCCCUGCUCCCGCUCCGCUCGUUACGCCUGCUGUCGAUCCGUCGUUUACGGCUGAUGGCGCGGUGUUUACGACUGAGUAUAAGACUAGUAGUGGGCCGAAUGGCGUUGUUGUCGAGGAGUUGAUUUGGGUGUUGGAUGUUGUUACCGUUGGGCCGGAGGCUACUCCUGGUGCUGGUGCAGGUGCGGAGAAGAAGAGACAUUUGCAUAAGCAUCGUCGGGGUGGAAGAUUCUUAUUCUAAGAUUCUAUUCUGAUUUCCUGCUCUGCUCUGCUUUGUGCUGAACUGGGCUUGGGCCUUGAGUCUAAAGUGGAUGAGAGGGAGAGAGAGAGAGAGAGAGAGAUGGUGGAUGAUGAUACCCUGGCAUUUUUGAUUUGAGUUGAAUUGUUUUGAGUUGUUGACUUUUUGCAUUCUUGCAUUUUUGCAUUUGAGGGUUCUCGCUGGCUUUGAGACGCGACGAUGGAGUGAGUGAGUGAGUGGUUGGCAUGCGGCCGGGUAUGGGCACCUUUUUUUUUCUGCUUUCUAGUUUUCUGAUUGAGAGAUGGAUGGAUGGACGCAGGUGGAUAUGCAUGGAUGAGAUUGCGCCUGCCGCUUCUGGAAGUGGGUUUGGUUGCCUCGAACCUAGGUACAUAAGGGAGGAGGGGUAGGAUGGAUGGGUGGGUAGGAUGGAUGGGUGGCAGGUAUACAGCAUAUGCAUCGCAUCGCAUCGUAAGGCGUAGAAAAAUGCACGGAAUGAAAUAUUGAUAUUCUCGAAACUGAAAAAAU